CUGAAUUUUGUUAAAGGGUCAAAAACAGAACCUCCGACGAAGCAAAAUUCGGCAGAAGAGGCUGAUUGGGUUAGAGAACUUCCGGAUGAACUUGAUGUCUGUAUAGCGCAGCGAGAUUUCGACGCAGCGGUCGAUCUCCUGUUCGAAGGCACGUAUACGAUUAAAAUUCUGCUAUCGAUUACGAGGGAAAUUUUCUGUUUAGGAAGAGAUUACUUGAACGAAUGCAGCGAUGCCGCAUUAGUCCAAGAGGUCAAAGAAAAGCUUGACCUGAAGCAGGAUCAGCUGACUGACAAACUCUGCAAAGAACUGAAAAUACUGUCUGACAAGUACCUUCAAGGGGGUCCGAAGUCCACCAGGAAGGCAGUGAUGUUGCUGGUCAGACUUGGCAAAGCGUCUCAGGCUUGCGACUUAUACUUGAAAAACCGAGCUGCCACUAUGAAGCACGCGAUUCGGGAACUGAAGGAAGACAAGUGGCGCCAGUACAAUUUGCAGAGCGAAAGCAACAUGCACAGGUUCGUUCAAGAGAUGAAAGAUAUUGGAAUUUCUAUCGAGGACAUGGUUUGUGAAAGAUCUCUGCGAGGUCCGAAUGCAACGGAAGAUCGCUGUUGGCUCUGGUUGACCGGUCAAGUGUGUCAUUUCGUGCGUUGCAUCAUGCCCUUUGUUUAUGACAUUGCCUAUUUGCGCGUGAAAAACUUUAUUCCUUUUUGUGACGAAUCUUUCACGAACGUGUGGAAAACAGAACUGGAAUAUUUAGAGCGCUCGGGGACUACAGUUGAUCAA
Soboliphyme baturini is the source of this 780-nucleotide messenger RNA. The record is from the annotation of a GenBank genome assembly. NCBI's taxonomy places the organism in Eukaryota, Metazoa, Nematoda, Enoplea, Dioctophymatida, Soboliphymatidae.